AUGGCUAUCGCAAUAGGUCUGGAAGGCUCUGCCAACAAGCUCGGUGUCGGUGUCAUCCUUCACCCAACUUCCCAAGCCGACAGCCCCCAGACACAAAAUGCUCCUUCGAAACAUGACAGCCCUCCAGUUCAAAUCUUGUCCAACCUGCGUCAUACCUAUGUCUCGCCUCCAGGCUCUGGUUUCUUGCCCAAGGAUACAGCUGCUCACCAUCGUCGCUGGGUCGUGCGUCUGGUCAAGCAGGCUAUGAAGCAAGCCAAAAUCUCAGUCGACGACAUUGACUGCAUCUGCUUUACCAAAGGCCCCGGUAUGGGUGCCCCUCUCGGUGCCGUCGCUGUUGCUGCUCGCAUGCUCUCCCUCCUCUGGAACAAGCCUCUUGUUGGCGUGAACCACUGUGUCGGCCAUAUUGAGAUGGGCCGUGCCAUCACCGGUGCCCAGAAUCCUGUCGUCCUCUAUGUCUCUGGCGGAAACACUCAGAUCAUUGCAUACAGUGCUCAACGCUACCGUAUCUUUGGCGAGGCUCUCGACAUCGCUGUCGGCAAUUGUCUUGACAGAUUUGCUCGCGUUCUGGCUAUCAGCAACGACCCUGCUCCUGGCUACAACAUUGAACAAAUGGCCAAGAAGGGCAAGGUUCUGGUCGAGCUCCCAUACGCUGUCAAGGGCAUGGACGUCAGUUUCUCAGGCAUCCUCGCCCGUAUUGAGGAGUUGGCAAAGAAGCUGGACGCUGGUCAGAACGCGAAGACUGAAGUGUGGAAGGAUGAAGAGACGGGAGAGGAUAUUACUCGCGAAGAUCUAUGCUUCAGCUUACAGGAGACUGUUUUCGCCAUGCUCGUCGAGAUUACCGAACGCGCCAUGGCUCAUGUUGGUGCAAGUCAAGUUCUGAUCGUUGGCGGUGUUGGCUGCAACGUGAGACUGCAGGACAUGAUGGGUAUGAUGGCCAGCGAGCGUGGAGGAAGUGUCUUUGCGACUGAUGAACGCUUCUGCAUCGACAAUGGUAUCAUGAUCGCCCACGCUGGUCUGCUCGCUUACCGUAUGGGCCAGACUACAGACAUCAUGGACAGCAGUUGCACACAGAGGUUUAGAACUGAUGAACCCUUGAUCAAUUGGAGAGACUAG
Messenger RNA from Aureobasidium namibiae CBS 147.97, 1113 nucleotides. Its product is annotated as putative tRNA threonylcarbamoyladenosine biosynthesis protein KAE1. The coding region runs from base 1 to 1113 and encodes 370 amino acids. The record is from RefSeq and is a predicted model, not a curated record. NCBI's taxonomy places the organism in Eukaryota, Fungi, Ascomycota, Dothideomycetes, Dothideales, Saccotheciaceae. Gene Ontology annotation, cellular component: cytoplasm; EKC/KEOPS complex. Gene Ontology annotation, biological process: tRNA threonylcarbamoyladenosine modification. The transcript has a single exon.